Messenger RNA from Scaptodrosophila lebanonensis, 1269 nucleotides. RefSeq names its product ferritin subunit (gene Fer1HCH). The coding region runs from base 377 to 997 and encodes 206 amino acids. NCBI's taxonomy places the organism in Eukaryota, Metazoa, Arthropoda, Insecta, Diptera, Drosophilidae. The record is from RefSeq and is a predicted model, not a curated record. Gene Ontology annotation, biological process: intracellular iron ion homeostasis; iron ion transport. Gene Ontology annotation, molecular function: ferrous iron binding; ferric iron binding. The transcript has 3 exons. Gene Ontology annotation, cellular component: cytoplasm.
AAGACGCGUAAAGCAGAGAUUAAGAUUGUCAGAAGGUACUGGAAUAAAAAUACUAAUUGAAAAUACAAAAACAUUAUAUCGGCGGCAAACAAUUCGAUUGAAAGCAAGCGACGCCUUCUAUGCCAGUGUGUAUAAAGGCAACUUGACAGACAAACGAAAGGCCCAGAACGCAUUCAAAUUCAUUAAACUCGGCCCUUACUAGCCUAUUGUAUUGUCUUCUAUUUAACCAUUGCUAAAUUUACCGAAGUGCUUCAUUCUUAUUUGUGCAUUCGUAGAGAGCACAUAAAUUGAAUUUCGAUUAACAACUGAAAGUGAAAAUCUGUUCUGUGAUUUUGUGUAAAGACAUCAACUUACAAUCCGAAGAACAACAACAAAGAUGGUGAAAUUUAUUGCGAGUAUUUUGUUGCUGGCUGUUGUGGCGCAGCAAGCCUAUGGCGACUUUAAAUGCUCCUUGGAGGUUCCCGAAAUACCUAAAGCCUGGUUGGACAUGAAGGAUGCCUGCAUUUCUGGCAUGCGUCAUCAGAUCCAGGAGGAGAUUAAUGCCUCCUAUCAGUAUCUGGCAAUGGGCGCUUACUUCGCACGCGACACAGUCAAUCGUCCUGGUUUUGCCGAACAAUUUUUUAAGGCCGCCAAGGAGGAACGCGAGCAUGGCUCCAAACUGGUUGAAUAUCUGUCCAUGCGCGGUCAGUUGACCGAUAAUGUCAGCAAUUUAAUCAAUGUGCCGACCGUGGCCAAGCAAGAGUGGAGGGAUGGUGCCAGUGCUUUGGAGGAUGCUUUGGAGCUGGAGAUCAAGGUUACCAAGUCAAUUCGCAAGCUGAUUGCCACCUGCGAGUCCAAGCCAUACAACCAUUACCAUCUGGUCGACUACCUUACCGGUGUCUAUCUGGAAGAGCAGCUCCAUGGCCAACGCGAUCUGGCCGGCAAGCUUACCACGCUCAAGAAGAUGAUGAGCACUCACGGCGAAUUGGGCGAAUUCCUGUUCGACAAGAACUUGUAAGGUGCCAUGCCCGGGGCCCCAACUCAUUCUUUAGUUAAUGAUGCAACAUUUAUACUGUGCCCAACAAAAAACAUUGUAUAAGUUCAAAAUUGUUUGUUAAUCUUCCCCUCCAUCCAUUCUACACAUGUCUAUCAUUCUGUUAUUAAAACUCUCCAUAGCGUAAUAUUUAAACAGAAGAUUCGUUAUUUCUAAAUAUCUAUCUAAAUAUUUGCCCAAAUAAAUUAAAGUAAAUGCCGUUCUAAAUCGGUUUCUUCAACAAGCACAGUUUAAAA